Molecule: messenger RNA, 1098 nt
Organism: Ceratosolen solmsi marchali
Lineage: Eukaryota; Metazoa; Arthropoda; Insecta; Hymenoptera; Agaonidae
Product: ankyrin repeat domain-containing protein 40
Exons: 3
Coding region: 337-1098 (253 amino acids)
Molecular function (GO): protein binding
Source: RefSeq, a predicted model, not a curated record
UUAUAAUAUAUCCAGUCUGCUGUUACUGUAUUGGUAGUCCUGAUUAAUACUCGGAAUUUCCCUCAAAUCCAGUCCACAACUCACUCCCCAAGUCUAAGCGCACGAUUCACAAAAAAUAUAUUUAUGUACUUUACAAGAAUUGUCAAUCCCAAAAUCAUACGUAUAAAUAAACAAUUUCUUGUCAUGGAUUAAUUUUUAUUCAUAAAAUAAGCAUUUUAUAAAUAAUAUAAAUUACAAAAUGCACAUCCUUUCAAAUUAUCGAUUUAACUAGAAUUGAAAACAAUAUUCAAUUACACAUAGAUUAUUACAAUUACAAAUUUUAUUUGAUACUAAAAUAUGGAUGGAAAAAAAAUAUUCGAAGAACAAUUGAGAUAUGUUGCUUGCAUGGGUGAUACUAAUGGAAUAGAAAAACUAUUAAAUAUUGGAAUUGACAUAAAUACUAGACAUGCAAUUAACGGAUGGACACCACUUCAUUGGGCCUGUAAAAAGAAUUAUAUAGACGCUGUAGCUCUUUUGUUAAAAAAUGGGGCAGAUAAAAAUAUAAAAUCUGAGUACGGUGAAACUCCAAGAUCACUUUCUACAAAUCCUUAUAUUUUAAAAUUAUUGGACGAUGUACCUGACUCACCUAAAUCACCUAUUAAUCAAGAUCCUGAUUUUAUUCCUAAUUUUGUUAAGAAUACUUCAUUAAAUUGUAAAACAAAUGUAGAAUUCCUUCAACAAAAUAUUGAUAAUAUAUGCCAAGAAAUAGUGCUGAAAUUACGAAUAGCAAAUACAGAUGAUUCUGAUUUUAUAGAAGUUGAUGUUAAGCGAAACGAUUUAACAUACCAAAAAUUAAUCAACAUGUGCUGUGAUGAACUAGAAAUUAAUCCUUCGCAAAUAGUUAGACUUCGAAAACUGCCAAACACAAAAAUUAGAACAAACAGAGAUGUACAAAGAUUAGAAAAUUUUCAAGAAAUAGAAGCAGUACUAUUUUCACCUAUAAAUAUUACUAAUGAUUUAAGACAUAAAACCCAAUAUACAAAUGGAAAUACUGUUUCAAUAACUCCAACUAACAAUUAUCAAAGUAUAUCAAAAAAAGAUCAAACAAUUUUAUAUUAA